AUGUCGACCCCGAAAGCCCACCGCGGCCCCGACGCCGAUUCGGCCAACGAUCCCUCCCAUGCCGACUCCGGCCUCGACGGUGCCUUCUCCGGUGCGCCACCCACAUAUGCGACCUUCUCCCCCGUUACGCUCUCCGCAAACACCCCGAGCCGGUCCUCCCGACGUUCGACCAUCAUCGUCCAUCAGAAGUCACCCUUGCUGCUGGCCACUCCACCGCAAAUCACUCGUGCAUUAGCAUACUCCCAUCCCUUUCUCCUUCCGUUGAACAAGCUUGCCGGCCUGUUGACAUGGACCACCGAUGAUCCCUGGGAGAGCUUCCUUCUGCUGGCCUCAUUCUGGGCCGUCGUUCUCUAUGGCGAUAUUGUCGUGCGCAUGGCCGGCCCUAUCGUCGUCGUCUUAGCUUUGAUACUGGGCAUGUACGGUCGCCGUUUCAGCCCCUUAAGCAGUAGCGGCUGGACAGAGCCGGCUUCUAAGGAGUCGGGCGGCACGCAGAAUGCUGGAGCAGCGGCCGGGGCGAAGGGUCAAAAGACUACUCCCAAGGGCAAUGGAACCGGCGGCGCUGCCAAAGGCCACCACCGGGGCGAGUCGGAGAUAACAAACACAAAACAUCAAAAGACCCUGGACGAGAUUGUCGAGACGCUGAAGGAGUUCACCGGCCGGUGUAAUGUUCUACUCGAGCCACUCCUUGAGCUGACAGACUUCUUGAGCACACAGCGCACCCCGACGUCAGCAACAACGAGACCGGCGCUGACGACACUGUUCGUGCGCAUUCUGUUCUGCACGCCCUUCUGGAUGCUGUUGACGCUACCGCCCUUGAGGAUCAUUACGACGCGAAGAGUGGCCCUGUUGUUCGGCACGUUGGCCCUUACGUGGCAUGCGAGAGCCACGCGUGUUGCCCGAACGCUCCUCUGGCGCAGCGCGACGGUUCGCAAGACGGCUGCUUUGGUGACUGGGCUCACUUUUGAAAAGCCCGUCAAGGCUGUUCCGGUAGACGUUUUCACGAACGGUAACGGCGGAAAGGUCGUGACAAAACGCCCAGUGACAUCGGAACUGACCAAGGCGUUGCAAAAGCAGUCGCAUCGGCACAGCAACAACGCCACAAGCAAGGACGCCGGUGUCAAGUUUACCUUUAUUAUUUAUGAGAACCAGCGACGGUGGGUCGGUCUCGGUUGGACGCAGAGCAUGUUCGCCUACGAGCGGUCGGCUUGGACCGACGAGCACAACAACCCCGUUCCGUCGCGUGACACCUUUGAACUACCCGAAGUCGAGGAUGGAAGCAACAUGCGCUGGCGGUGGGUUGAAGGCAGCAAGUGGAGGGUUGACGGUGUUCCCGACGACGGGAGUGAGCCUGUGGACUAUGACGGCGACGCUGGAAAGAACGGGUGGAUCUACUACGACAACAAGUGGCAAAAUGGCCGUCGCGGUGUAGAUGGAUGGGGGCGGUGGACCCGCCGGAGGAAAUGGUAUCGCGAUGCCGAGCUGGUCGAAGUCUCAGAGGACGAGAUAGCACACGAACUUGAUGCGUCACAGGCGCCACCACAGCCGGGGUCUCCCGCGGGUAGCCCCCCGGGACCUGCGUUAACGACGCAGAGAUACAGCACCGUUGAGGAGAAGAUGUUCUCCCCCACACAAUCAGCGCCGGACCUGACGGCGCAUGAUAGGGAUGCGGAGCGGGAAAAAGACGAUACCGCAUCGACGUUGUCUACGAGCUCCGGCGGCCGGUCAUUCUUCAAAGCGCCUUCACUCAGGAGGAAGGUUACAGACAAGAGCAUCGGCAGCAAGGCCGACAGGGAACAAGAUCGCAGCCGGAGGGCGAGCGAGGCGAAGAGCGAAGAGGAAGCCGCGGCACUAGGGGUCAAUCUCAACCUUGCACUACAGGGCAAAGACGGCGGGCAAUGGGGCAUUGGCGACGAGGCUCGUAUGAGCUUGGAGUAA
Colletotrichum truncatum is the source of this 1935-nucleotide messenger RNA. Its product is annotated as integral peroxisomal membrane peroxin. NCBI's taxonomy places the organism in Eukaryota, Fungi, Ascomycota, Sordariomycetes, Glomerellales, Glomerellaceae. The record is from RefSeq and is a predicted model, not a curated record. Gene Ontology annotation, biological process: peroxisome organization. Gene Ontology annotation, cellular component: peroxisomal membrane.